This is a messenger RNA of Numida meleagris (helmeted guineafowl), 3261 nucleotides long. It is a transcript of the gene CNNM4, whose product is annotated as cyclin and CBS domain divalent metal cation transport mediator 4. Gene Ontology annotation, biological process: magnesium ion transport; magnesium ion homeostasis. The record is from RefSeq and is a predicted model, not a curated record. The transcript has 7 exons. Gene Ontology annotation, molecular function: sodium ion transmembrane transporter activity; magnesium ion transmembrane transporter activity. NCBI's taxonomy places the organism in Eukaryota, Metazoa, Chordata, Aves, Galliformes, Numididae. The coding region runs from base 38 to 2389 and encodes 783 amino acids. Gene Ontology annotation, cellular component: plasma membrane.
UGACGCCACGGGCGCGCGGCGGCCGGGAGCCACCAACAUGGCGGCGGGCGGCGGGCGGCGGCGCGGCGGCACCCGGGGCAUUGGGGCCACCCGCGGCUCGGCGUCGCCGCCUCCGCUCCUCCCCCCUCUCCUCCUGCUCCUCGCCCUCCCCGGCGGCACCGCGGUGGGCGCCGGGGAAAGCGUGAUCCUGGGCAUGAGGCUGGAGGAGAGCACGAAGCCGGCGGCCCCCACGCGAGGCCCGAUCCGCGUGACGGAGGGCAGCGAUCUGGUGCUUCGCCUCUACGGCCUGGGGCUGGGGCCGAGCACCGGGCAGCGCGUGGCCUUCGCCGAGCUGCGCCCCGCCGGCAACGCCUCGACGCCCAACGAGACGUGCCCCGAGCGCUCGCAGGACCUGGUGGUGCAGGGCCUGGUGGGGCAGGGCCCGGGGGGGAAUCCCGACACCUCGGCGCUGCUCCGCGUCCGGGUGCAGCCCCUGCGCAAGGACGAGCAGGCCAAGACCUACGUGCUGUGCACGCAGCGGCGGCCCGGCCUGCCCUGGGUGCCGCACCAAGGCACCGACGGCCGCAUCGUGGUGGUGGAGGAGAAGAAGUCCUUGCUGCCCCCGUGGCUGCAGGUGAUCCUCAUCGUGGGGCUGUUGGUGCUGUCGGGGAUUUUCAGCGGGCUCAACCUCGGCUUGAUGGCGCUGGACCCCAUGGAGCUGCGCAUCGUGCAGAACUGCGGCACCGAGAAGGAGAAGCGCUACGCCAGAAAGAUCGAGCCCAUCCGGAGGAAAGGGAACUACCUGCUGUGCUCGCUGCUGCUGGGCAACGUGCUGGUCAACACCACGCUCACCAUCCUCCUGGACGACCUCAUCGGGUCGGGCAUCGGCGCCGUGGUGGCUUCCACCAUCGGAAUCGUCAUCUUCGGGGAGAUCGUGCCGCAGGCGCUCUGCUCGCGGCACGGCUUGGCCGUGGGCGCCAACACCAUCGUGGUCACCAAGUUCUUCAUGCUGGUGACGUUCCCCCUCUCCUACCCCAUCAGCAAGCUGCUGGAUUACAUCCUGGGCCAGGAGAUCGGCACCGUGUACAACCGUGAGAAGCUGGUGGAGAUGCUGAAGGUGACGGAGCCCUACAACGACCUGGUGCGGGAGGAGCUCAACAUGAUCCAAGGGGCCCUGGAGCUGCGCACCAAGACGGUGGAGGACGUGAUGACCCCGCUGCAGAACUGCUUCAUGAUCAACAGCGACGCCAUCCUGGACUUCAACACCAUGUCGGAGAUCAUGGAGAGCGGCUUCACCCGCAUCCCCGUCUACGAGGAGGAGCGCUCCAACAUCAUGGACAUCCUCUACGUCAAGGACCUGGCCUUCGUCGACCCCGACGACUGCACGCCCCUCAAGACCAUCACCAAGUUCUACAACCACCCCGUCCACGUCGUUUUCCACGACACCAAGCUGGACGCCAUGCUGGAGGAGUUCAAGAAGGGAAAGUCACACCUGGCCAUCGUGCAGAAGGUGAACAACGAGGGCGAGGGGGACCCCUUCUACGAGGUGCUGGGGCUGGUGACGCUGGAGGACGUCAUCGAGGAGAUCAUCAAGUCGGAGAUCCUGGAUGAGUCGGAUGCUUUUGCAGCCGAUGAAAACCGCAGCAAGAAGCGGACGGGCAACCAGAAGGGCAAGCGGGACUUCUCGGCCUUCAAGGACCCCGUCAACGAGCAGAAGGUGAAGGUGUCCCCGCAGCUGCUGCUGGCUGCUCACCGCUUCCUCUCCACGGAGGUGACGCUCUUCACACCCAACUUCAUCUCUGAGAAGAUCCUGCUGCGGCUGCUCAAGUACUCAGACGUCAUCCAGGAGCUGAAGUUUGACGAGGAGAACAAGAAAUCCCCGCACCACUUCCUCUACACCAAGAACAAGGCUGCCGACUACUUCAUCCUCAUCCUGCAGGGCAAGGUGGAGGUGGAGGCCGGCAAGGAGUGCAUGAAGUUUGAAGCAGGAGCCUUCUCCUACUACGGGGUGAUGGCCAUCAGCCCGCCUCCUGUAUCGGAGACCCGCUCCCCGUCCCACGUCAGCGGCCUCAACCGCUCGGCCUCGCUCAGCUGCCACGAGCGCUCCGACUCCGUCUCGUCCCCCAUUGGCGGCAGCAACAACCAGCUCAGCGCCGUCGCCCCGUACAUGGCCGACUUCAGCGUCCGCGCUCUCAGCGACCUGCAGUUCGUCAAGAUCACGCGGCAGGAGUACCAGAACGGCCUCACCACGUCCCGCAUGGACAGUUGUCCCCAGUCCCCGGACAGCGGCGCUCCCAAACCCGAUCUCCCGGAGAAAGCGGAGCCGGCCGACGAGACCACCAGCCUGCUGAACGAGAGGAACUGCCUGGGCCGCCGCAGCACCCACGGCCCCAUCGAGAACUCCAUCUGAGCCGCCCGCGGGCCGGGGACGCGCUGGGAGCCGCGGGGACGCGCUCCGCACACGGUUCCGAAGGGAGCGGCCGCGGCGGAGGAGGGAGAGCCCGGCCCGGUGCUGCUGCUGCUGCUCGGGGAUGGUCGCUCGGCGGAACGCAGCGCGGCGGAGGCGGAGGGCCCGGUGUGGCCGAGGCCUCCGCUCGGUGCAGCUCAGGGAGUUCGGGUCCCGCGGGCCGGGCCUCCCCCCGGGCCUCCUCCUGCCGAAACCGGGCCCAGGCCGCGGCGGGGCCCGCUGCCGCCAUCUUCCCCUUCCCCCUCUGCCCCACCCCACACGAAUGAUGGAAGCGAAGCGGAGGAGGGGGUGACGUGACUCAGGGAGUGCCACGGCCCCGGGGCGGGGGCUCGGGGGGGCACACAGCUAGCGACCAAAGGACGGCGGAGGGCAGCCCCCUCCCCAGGGGGUUCCUCCCAAAGCGGACCCCCCCACCCCCUCCCAGCGCUGCUCCCCAGCCCCACAAAGCACAAUCCCCGGUGACCGCCAUUAAGUUAUUGGGAGAAGGGGAAUUAAUUGCGUUAAUCACAUCGUGACGAUCAGGGCCUGGUUCUGCUACGGGGAGACGCUAGGAAUAAUAAUAAUUAAUAAUAAUGAACCACGGUGAAAACCCUUUUUUUAUUAAAUCUUCCUCUAUGCAACCCCCCCCCCCACCCCCCUGCUCGAGAAUCUGUAUUUAUUUUCGCAUCAGGUUUGAUUUGUAUAUUUGGGGAGGGAGCACUGGGCCCUGCGCAGCCCGCUGCAGCCCCACGCCCCUCCCCUCCGGGUUGUGGAACGGAUUAUGGAACUUUAUUUUAUUUUUUUGCCGGUUGGUUAAUAAAAUUCUCUAUCUUUUG